UGUGCGUGCAUUGUGUUGUCAGUUGUGCAGUUGGCCGAUCAGCCAGGGCCCGUGUACACAGCCAUUGAGCGCGGUCCUUACCGUCCAGUCGACAAUGUAAUCGGGAGGCCGUCGACAAGUUGCUUGAAUCCGUCAACGUCGUACACCGCCGCUGCGUUGUAAAGCACACGCGUUAUAUAGUACAUACAUGGAUAAAUUGAAAAUGAAUAGCUGACACAAUGUUGCAGUUGAAAAAGGAAAUGAAGAAGAGGGAUAACCUCGAGGCACCCGCUCCGGACAGUACGACUGCUGAAAGCAAGAGUUAUGUUUGCGGAGAAGAAGUCUUGGUGCAUCUAAAAGACGAUAGAUUUUAUCUCGGGUUUAUAGCCAAAUUGAGAUUAAAAGAGUCAAAGUGCUUGAUAAAAUUUGGUGAUAACACUGUGAAAUGGGUGUUGUUGAAAAGUGUCACUCGUAUGUCGUGCACUAGCGUGAAUACCCAGUUUUGCAAUUUGUGCAAUAUGGAACCGUCAGUAGACGAACUUUGUGUAUGCGACAAAUGUGCUAACGUAUAUCAUCGGAAAUGUCACAAGCCCGAAGUGGUCAUGGUGGACGUUUCCGUAUGGAUGUGUUAUGUGUGCAAAGAAAAACAACAAAUCAAUAGACUGCAAGGGAUCAACUCUGUGUCGAGUACAAUAGUUCCGAAAGCCGUACAACUACCGUACGACUUAAACUCUCUCCAGUGGGACAUACACCAUCGUAUCAACAAUUUGGGGACAUAUUGUUACUGCGGUGGGCCGGGCGAUUGGUUUAUUAAAAUGUUGCAGUGCGCCAAGUGCUUGCAAUGGUUUCACGAAAAGUGUCUGUCCUCAUUAACAUAUCCUUUGUAUCUUGGUGACAGGUUUUACGUGUUUUUAUGUUCAGUCUGCAAUCAGGGUACAGAAUUUGUGCGUCGUAUUGAAAUGGAAUGGGCCGAUCUGGUGCACCUUGCUCUGUUCAAUAUGACAGCAUAUAAACCACAAAAAUAUUACGACGUAGACGUCAGUAUACUUCCUUACUUAGAAAACCAUUGGAAUUCAAUGUAUCUACCUCCUAAGAUUGUCAAUGUUCCUGUCGACGAUAGGAAGGUGUACAUUGUCAAUGCGCUGCUCAAAGAUACAAAUCAUAGGUUCGAAUUCCAAGGUAAGAAACCCGCCAACAUGUGGGGACUUCGACUGAAACUGCCGCCAAAGCCCCCUCGGUAUUCGUUACCCACGCAAGUUCCGUUCAACGACAACCUUUUGCACCAUCAACUCCGAAACAAACUAAACCUCAACAUACUACCACCCCCAAAAAAGACUGAUUUUGUAGUAAACAAACAAUCGACCGAGUCUAUGUAUUCAGUGGAAGGUUUGAAGUUCUUGCAUCAAGAUUCACCCGUCGUCAUGUUACCAAAAGGCCUGCCAUCCAUUGGACACAAUGUUUGUAUCAAAAGCGCCACUCCAGUGAUACCGGCGCCGAGAUCUGUAAUUGAAAGACGAAUUAGACAACAGCAGGUAGACACCAACAAACGGACUUCGCGAAGUUCUAGCAUGGUGGCGACUAAAGUAAAAAAACCAAUUAAAAAAGAAAAAGUUCCUGAAAGCCGGUCGCCGUCUAGGUCAACCGAGAGCACGCCGGAAAAAUCCAUAUCGGCGUCCGAAGAAGAACUGACCAGUGAGGAUGACGCUGAUGAUGAGGAGUUGGACGACGAGGAAGAUGCUGAUUUAUUGCACACAACUGAUCUACAAAGUCGCCGUAGUGAAAGAUUGAACGUGAAUCGGCUGUUGAACGGAAGGUCUAUCAACAGUGUUGUUCCUCCCCCCGUCAAUCCUCCCGAAACACGUGUAGCCUCAUCGAUUACGUUGCCGCUAUCGUUGGCGCCAGUCAUCACUCGAGGGCCUCAGGUGCGUACGACCAAGCGGCGCCUCAGUGAAAAAGAUUUACGAGUCGACCGCAAUGGCCAGUGCCUGGUGAAACGCAAACGGCUGCGGCGCAACGGUUUGACCAACGGCAAUUUGACGCCAACCAAAAGGCGGUCGAAAAACAACACUGACGGCCGAAUAAUGUACAGGUCUUACUCGGAGUUUUUUGCCAACCACAGUCAUUCGGUCAACAGGCCAUAUUCGCCUGAAAACACCGUAGAUUCGUCAACCGAUCUUAAAACUCUCGUACAUUCAUAUUUCGGAGCCAGCAACAGAAUAGCCAACGGUGAAGAGUACACCAUACUUUGCAAAAGGACCAAUCCGGACGGGUCGGAGGAGUUUCUAAUCAGAUGGGAUUGAAUUUGGAAAUUUAGGGGAAUUCUAAAUAGAAAAAAAGACUUACGACGAAAUUCUGUUGUUUCGUUCGGUUUUGGUGAUUUAUUUUAAUCUUCAAAUCUCGGCUCACUUUUUAGAGAUUUUUUUUUAAAUUAUCGUUCUGACAUAAAAAAGUUUAUUUAUCAAGGCUUUAUGUUAAAACAUUACGAUUCGAAUAAGAAGAAAUAGUAAUUUUAUAUUCUUUCGGUCGUAAUCUUUGCACAUUCUCAGCUGUAAACUAUAGUCACUCCAACGAAAAAGAAGAUUUUGUACGGAUAUUGUAAGGGUGUACGUGUAUAAAAAAAGUUAUAUGUAUAUAUAUAACUUGUAAAUUAUUUUCAAAAAAAACCUGCAAAUUUGUGUUCAUUUUUUUGUAAUAGGGACUUCUUGGAGUAUUAAAUAAGUUAUUUAUUGUUAUAAUUUUUUUUAUUGAAAUACCGAGUCUUGUAGGGGUCUCUCGAACUGUCUGCUUUUGAUUGUAUUUUUUUUUUCCAUUCAAUAUAACCUAAAUUUAUUAUUAUUAUCCACUCUUUGGUCGUCUUCUGUACGUACAAUACUCAAAAAAUAUUAUUUCAUUUUUUUUAUUAUUUAUAUACAUAUGUAUAUAAAAUCGGCAUACGUAAUAAUAAUAAUAGCUUUAUUAUGGUAUUAGAGUAUAGUUUUUAUGUUAUAGGAACCAAAUUGUGAAUUAAAAAAAAAUUGUUUAAUAGACUGCUCGGGUUUUGCGUAGUGUGUUUGUUCAAGUAGAUAAUUUUUUAAAGUAAUUUCUCUAAACAAAUUGUAGUCGUAAUUGAAUUGAGAUUAAUAAUUUAUUUUAAUUAAAUUAUUUAUUCACAAAACACAAAGAAUUUUCUACGGUAAGACUGACUGAUAACUUUUUUUUUUGUCCGUGAAACAAAAUGUACUAUUUAAAAAAAAAAACAA
Messenger RNA from Adelges cooleyi (spruce gall adelgid), 3218 nucleotides. It is a transcript of the gene Pcl, whose product is annotated as PHD finger protein 19. Bases 219 to 2279 code for a protein of 686 amino acids. Gene Ontology annotation, biological process: chromatin organization; regulation of DNA-templated transcription. The transcript is spliced from 12 exons. Gene Ontology annotation, cellular component: nucleus. The record is from RefSeq and is a predicted model, not a curated record. Gene Ontology annotation, molecular function: DNA binding; chromatin binding. Lineage: Eukaryota; Metazoa; Arthropoda; Insecta; Hemiptera; Adelgidae.